This is a messenger RNA of Lucilia sericata (common green bottle fly), 1794 nucleotides long. Its product is annotated as probable chromo domain-containing protein LHP1. The transcript has 3 exons. The record is from RefSeq and is a predicted model, not a curated record. Gene Ontology annotation, molecular function: chromatin binding. The coding region runs from base 296 to 1570 and encodes 424 amino acids. Lineage: Eukaryota; Metazoa; Arthropoda; Insecta; Diptera; Calliphoridae. Gene Ontology annotation, cellular component: pericentric heterochromatin. Gene Ontology annotation, biological process: chromatin organization; negative regulation of transcription by RNA polymerase II.
AGUAAAAAGAGCACAGAAAAAAUCCACCAUUUUUUCCAACAACAUCGGCGUCUAAAAAAAUUUCUAAUUUCUGUGAAAAUAUAUUGUAGAAAAACAGUAAAAAUAUAGAAAAACAAAUUGAAAUAAUAAAAAUAAAAGUGUAUUUUUCAAAUUUGAAAAAGAAUUACACAAAAAUUUAUAAAAACUUCGCAAAAUAAUAAAAAAAGAAAAUCCCUCGCAAAUAGAAUCCAGUAAUUGUGUAUUUUUUUUUUCAUUCGGUGUUUUUUCUCUCGCUUAGUGGUGUCAAAUAAGCAAAAUGGUGGGUAAAAUACAUAAAAAGAAAAUUUCCGAAUAUACGGAAGCUGCUGAAAAUGAAGAUAAACAAAGUGAACGAGGUGACGACGUUGAGGAUGAAAUGAUACUGGAUCAUGUUGAUCCAGCACCCAGCGGCAGUGAAUCGGAAAAUGGUGACAUGGCCACUCAUGAUAACAACAAAAGCCUAGAUUCCAUCAAGUCAAAUGAUGACGAUGCCGGCGUUGGUGACGUAGUAGGUACUGGUGGCUUAAACGAUGAUGAUACCGACUUUCAGCUUUCCGAUGCGGACGACAAUGAUGACCUCGAUGAUGAAAAAAAUAAAAAGGCUAAAAAACGUAAGGCAAGUGGUUCUAAGAAGUCGGGUGAUUAUGAAAGUGAUGAUGAGCCUUUGAAUGGCGGCACUCCAAAGAAGAAGAAUCGUAAGGUAGCCGGCAAAGGUAAAGGCGGUAAGGGAAAAGCUAAAGCCAAGAAACCAGUCCAUGAUGACGAGGACGAUGAAGACGGCGAAGAGGAGUAUGAGGUUAAGGAUAUUAUGGAUCACAAAACCGAACGUGGUGUUUCCUAUUUCCUAAUAAGAUGGAAGGGCUAUACAAAAGAUGAUGAUACUUGGGAACCGGAGGAUACACUAAAUUGUCCCGAUAUCAUUGAAAGGUACAAGAAAAAGCAAAAAUCAUCACCGAAAAAAGGUUCACCAGCCAAAAAGAAAGGUGGCAAAGCAGCCGGUAAGAAUAAGAAAGCUAAGGAUGAAGACGAAGAACAAGAAUGGGAAGUAGAAAAAAUCAUCGAUUAUGCCGAAGAAAAGAAGGGACGCGUUUUUCGCAUACGCUGGAAGGGUUUCGGACCCAAAAAUGACACCUGGGAACCUGAAGAGAAUUUAAAUUGUAGCGAUAUAAUCCAAAAGUUCUUAGCAAAAAUGAAACUCCAGGAGAAUGUUUCAUUCAAAGAACUGCGCGAAGAGCCAAAGAAAACCAAACGUUUGGUUAAUGAAACGGCACCGCGCACCAACAUCAAUAAUCCGAUUGGUCGCAAGUCGAAGAGAUCGGUUACAAAGAAAAGUGAUGAUGAUUAUGAUUCGAUACUUCCCGAAGAUUCCGGUUUCGAUACACAAGAUGAUUCUCUAUCAUCCCGGGGACGUAAUACAACAGCAGUAGAUGAGUCAUUUUUGCGAAUGAUGUUAAGUCUCAUGAAGGAUGUGCCGUUGAGUGUCAAGAAUAAGUUUCAAGCCGAUAUGUUUGCCGCCAUUUAUAGGAUUCGUGGGCAAUAUUUACUGGAAUAAAUAACGCUCGCCACUUUGAAAAGGAAUCAUUUUUAUUUCUUGUUUUAAUUUUUAACUAUAUUUUACACAUAUAUUUUUUUGUUUGUUUUAAAUCCAUCAUCACAGUUUGCUAACCCUUCAAUUCAUUUAUUAAGGCUAUAAUUAUUAGAUUUGCCAUUAUUUUAAGUUCAAAUUGUUUAAUAUUUUUUAAAUUAAUUUUCACAAAUAUACAUAAAAGACAUUAA